This is a messenger RNA of Diorhabda sublineata, 6151 nucleotides long. It is a transcript of the gene Syp, whose product is annotated as heterogeneous nuclear ribonucleoprotein Q. The transcript is spliced from 12 exons. Lineage: Eukaryota; Metazoa; Arthropoda; Insecta; Coleoptera; Chrysomelidae. Bases 333 to 2219 code for a protein of 628 amino acids. Gene Ontology annotation, molecular function: mRNA binding. The record is from RefSeq and is a predicted model, not a curated record. Gene Ontology annotation, cellular component: nucleus; ribonucleoprotein complex.
AACGGAAUUUACAGAGUGCACACACACACUGCAUUUGAAACCGCGGGAGUCGGUACUACACCUAAAAUUCCACAAAAUUUGUUUUUUUUUGUUACGAAACUUGGAAAUUGUCGCUUUUAGUUUUGUGUUUAAAGUUUGUAUUCUUGAUAACUGUUAAAUAAUUUUAGUUUUAUUUUUUUUUUCAAAUUGUUUGAACAGUGUUGAUUUUUUAUUGUACAAAUCAUGUUUGUUGUGUUUUAUCAAGUGUAUUAAAAUUCAGGAUUCUUUACUAUUAACUUAUUGGUGUUGUGUGUACAGUUAGUGUAUAUAUAUCUAGUUGAGUUUAGUUGGCUAUGGCAGAAGGUAAUGGUGAGGUACCGGAAGAACCAAUGAAGAUAGACGUCGAACGCACCGAAGACUACCAGAAGCUGCUGGAAUAUGGGCUGGACGAAAAAGUUGCUGCGAAAUUGGACGAGAUCUAUAAGACUGGCAAGUUAGCGCAUGUUGAUUUAGAUGAAAGAGCAUUAGAUGCGCUAAAAGAGUUUCCCGUUGACGGGGCGCUCAAUGUACUAGGUCAAUUCCUCGAUUCAAACUUAGAACACGUGUCCAACAAAUCGGCGUAUUUAUGCGGAGUCAUGAAGACCUAUAGACAAAAGAGUAGAGCGGGGACCAGCGGCUCGGCGGGUGCGGCCACUCCCGCGCCAGUGCCCGUCAAGGGACCCGAUGAAGAAAAGAUCAAACAGAUUUUAGACCGAACCGGAUACACCUUGGAUGUAACAACUGGUCAAAGAAAAUAUGGGGGACCACCGCCAGGCUGGGAGGGCGCGCCACCCGGUUCUGGUUGUGAGGUAUUUUGUGGAAAAAUCCCCAAAGAUAUGUACGAAGAUGAGCUUAUACCAUUAUUUGAAGAAUGUGGCAACAUUUGGGACCUUAGAUUAAUGAUGGAUCCCAUGACGGGUACCAAUAGAGGAUAUGCAUUUGUAACAUUUACAAAUAGAGAUGCAGCGCAAGUAGCAGUCCAAAAGCUGAAUGAUUAUGAAAUACGGAAAGGCAAAAAGAUUGGCGUUACCAUAUCUUAUAACAAUCACCGGUUAUUUGUGGGCUAUAUUCCAAAGAACCGGGAUAGAGAUGAUCUUUUGGAAGAAUUUUCCAAACAUGCACCUGGGCUAAUGGAAGUUAUCAUUUAUUCAUCGCCCGAUGACAAGAAAAAGAAUCGCGGAUUUUGUUUUCUGGAAUACGAAUCCCACAAAGCGGCAUCUUUAGCAAAGAGAAGAUUAGGCACUGGCCGUAUUAAAGUUUGGGGUUGUGAUAUCAUUGUCGACUGGGCUGAUCCUCAAGAAGAACCUGACGAACAAACUAUGUCUAAGGUCAAGGUCCUCUACGUAAGAAACUUAACUCAAGAAAUAAGCGAAGAGAAAUUGAAGGAGGAGUUUGAGCAAUUUGGCAAGGUGGAAAGGGUAAAGAAAAUAAAAGAUUACGCUUUCAUACAUUUCGAAGAUAGGGACAAUGCCGUUAAGGCAAUGGAAGCAUUGGAUUCUAAGGAAUUGGGAGGUUCUAAUAUCGAAGUCUCAUUGGCGAAACCUCCGUCUGAUAAGAAGAAAAAAGAAGAAAUUCUGAGAGCUCGUGAACGAAGAAUGAUGCAAAUGAUGCAAGUUAGAGGCGGAAUGAUGCCGGGAACAAUGCCUUUAAGGGGUCCGCCUGGAGCUGCCGGCCCAAGGGGAACAAGCGGUGGCAUGAGGUCAGCACCUAUGGGAAGGGGCGAUUAUGAUUACGAUUACGAGUAUUACGGUUACGGGGACUAUAGAGGCGGCUACAGUGAUCCCUAUUAUGAUGACUAUUAUAGAUAUGAAGAUUAUUAUUACGAUUAUCAGCCGGCCCCAACAUCAUCUAGAGGAAGGGGUCGGCAACCUACUUCGGCUGGUCGUGGGCGUGGAGUGGUGGCACGUGGCCGGGCCGGUGGCCCCCCAGCCCGUGGGGCGGCAGCCAACAGAGCGGGCCGGGGCGGAGCAACAGGGGCCCGUGGGGCAGCACGCCAAGCCGCUCGUGGAGUGGGCCGCGCCAAGGCAAGUUUACCAGCAGGUAAGCGAAAGUUUGACGGGGGUCACCAGAACCAGGGGGAAACUAAACGCCGAUUCCAGAGCAACUGGGGAAGCCAGCCCCUUCCGCAACAGCCGCUGGGGGCGGACGUAAACGGUGAACAGCAGGCGUGGUACCAGGAUUCGUACGGCUCCUGGAGCUAAGUCAAGUGAACGGACAUUGAAAGCCCACAGUGAGACUGAAAAAUGUGAGUGGCCCUACGUCAAAAAAAGAAGGGCAUAAAUGAGGCCGGGGCGCACCCUCUAGUGCCUGCUAUAGUAGGGUGUUGAAUCGCUCCAAAUGAAUUAUUGUACUGGGAACUAAUUUUUUUGUAGGUUCACGCAUAGAUAAUGUGUAUGUAUAUUUUCUGGUAAUCUGGUCUCUAAAUUUAUUUAUAUUUAAUGUUUGAUAAAUGGAAAGUUUAUAUAAGACCAGAAAUUUUUUAUCUAGGAUUUUUUUAUAAAAAAAAAUCGAUAAUUUCGACCGUCCGCUAUAUUUGAAGAAUGAAUUUUCGAAUUACACAUUGUUUAUUCGUGAUCACAAAUAAAUUGAAAUAGUUGGUACAAUGAAUUUUGGCGGAGGAUUGUUUCGGCAGAUGCGAAUAUUAGUCCGUGCGCGCCAGCCUGAUCAGCUGAUGGUGUCCCCAAUUCUACGUUAAUAAUUACCUAUUCUGCAUUCGUUUUUUUUUAAAUUCAAUAUUCAUUUAAUAUUUGAACUUGUUAUUGGUACAAUCAAAAUUCUUUUGCUGUACGUUUGUUGUUUGGAAAUUAAAUUUAUUCAAUUAAAUUGAUUAAGUUAAAAAUUUUGCAUUAUGUUUUACUAAUGUUGUUUUGUAGUCGUAGAUAUUUAGAAGAAAACACGUUUAAUCGGUUCUUAUUCAAAAAUUGUUUUUAACAUCAUGUUUAGAUGAUUUUCUAAAAAUCUUCGACUUUUCGGGCGUAGCGCGUUCCCAGUUCUGGCGAUCUACUACAAUCAAAUUUCGGGACGCCAAUAAAGCCUACUCGUUGAUAGUCUUAUUUUUUUAUAGUUAUACAUCUAUUGUCGGUUGAGCGGUUUGUUCCCCGCGUCAUGCCGUAUUUAAAUGUUUUUUUUUAUCUACUUGAAUUUAUAACGAGCGGUCUAAUAUUAUAUUCCAAAGUGUCACAUCACUGCGUCAUUUUGUUUCUUUUUAAUAUCUUUUUAUUUAUCAGUUGAUUCAAGAAUUGAUUUUUUUAUAGUUUGGAAUUCGUUGUAUGUGACAAGCAUGGGUUUGGCACUGAGGCAUUUUAACGACAGUCUAUUGUUCCGUUUAUUUUUUCGGAACGAUCGAUUGUUUAUAUAGAGGGACUCUACUCGGUUCAUGUUUAUGCGCUACAGAUUAAAAAUUCGUAUUACACCAACACUUAGAAUUACAAAAUUGCACUAUCUGGUCCUUCGAGCCGUUUAUACAAGAAUCGAAGACCAGAUAGUGUAAUUGUGAGUGCUGGGCUUGAUAGAAAAUAUAUAGCAAUGAAUAAAAUUCACGUGGAAAAGGAAAUUGAUUAUAUUUUAGUCUGUCGCGUAUAUUAUAUAAAAUCGUUCCUCAUGGACAGAGUAAAUUUUAUUAUAUAUGUAUAAUAUAAUUAUAUAUUUUAUUCUUGGUAAUGCAUUUUUGCAUUGUGAUGAUUGUAUUUUAGCGGUAAUUUAAGGAGUUCAAAAAGCAUAUACUUCUGUUUUCCGGCCCAGAUGAUAAUAUUAAUCGAAUGUAGGUUUUCGUUGUCGGAACUUUUUUUUUGAAAACUUUAUUUAUAUUUUGAGUGCGAACCAAAAGGCGCUUUCGAAUCUUUUUAUAAAACCUUAGAAAUCAACCUAAUCAUAUUUCUAAUGGAAAAAUCUUUUUUAAAAGAAUACAAAUCCAAAAUUUUUCUUAGAAAAUAUUGUCAAUUAUUGUGGUGGUUGAUGAAACAUCCUCAACCUUGAUCUUGUUUAAUGUAUAAAACGGAAUGUUUCAAUUUCUUUUUAUUUUUUCGUUUUCGUUUAUUUUGUAUUAUUUCCAAGGUUAUGAAAUCGACUCCUAAGGUUCAUUUUCUAUUUUAUCGUUAGUUUGAAACAUUUUCAUAUAAUGAGAGUCCAGAACAUUUCUCAGAAUGUAUUUUGUUCUCCCAAGUAAUCCGUUUUCCAUUCCUUAUAAAAAACGCAUCGACGGAAUUCUUGAUUUAAUUGAAUUGUAAUUUUUAUUGAGCAAAAAAUUCCGAUUAUUUAUCCAUUGUUAUCUACAAUGAAUGAUAAAGACCCAAAAAGAAUGGUUGGAACGUAUUUAUUUUACGUUUCAUGAAAAAGUCUUUGGAUCACAAUUUCAAUCCUUUAAAAAAAGGCUCUUUUUUCUAUGGGUUUUCAUGCUUUCCGUUUAAAGAUUGUUACCCCAAUACCCUCUAAUCAAACAGGAUAUUAAUUCAAUCAAAUUGUAAUUUUAUCGAGUGGAAAAUCCUUUGAUUUACCCAUUAUUAUCUAUAAUAUGCAUUAUAGACCAAGAAAACGUUUUUUAUGUAUCCAUUUUAAGUUAUCAAAUUUUCAUCGAAAAGUCCUUGGCACAAGGUUGAAAUGAUCUUUUCUCUUAUUGUAGUAGUAGAAGCAAAUCCCAUGGAUUUUAAAUAUUUCUUAGGAUUAUCCUAUUUUCUAUCUCUUUCCCUACUUUUUAUUCAAAACAAAGAAUUGCUUUCCACUUAUCAGCCAAUGAGAAAAAUCUCAAUUUUAUCAAAUUGUAACUUAAUAACCGAAUGCAAAAUCCUCUGACUUACCCACUUUCAUCUAUAAUAAACGGUAUAGGUCUAUAAAAAUGUUUGGUUUGUAUCCAUUUUAGGUCACCAUAAAGUUUACAUGGAAAAGUCUUUGGAACACGGUUGAAAUAAUCUUCUCUAUUAUUUAGUAGAAGCAAAUCCUAAAGAUUUUAAAAAUAAUCCUAUUUUUCUAUCGGUCUCCAUGCUUUUUAUCUAAAAGGAAAUAUGAUUUUCCAAUUUUUAGUUCUUUACAAACCUCAAUUUAAUCAAAUAGUAACUUUAUUGAGUGAAAAACCCGUUGAUUUACCCAUUUUUAUAGGUGAUAGAAGAUGUAGAUCCUAAAAUCCAAACGGAUUACACAUUUUUAUUGAGAUAACUUUAUUUUUCUAUUACACUCCAUACUUUUCGUUGAAAAGAAAAAAUGGUUUUCCACUUUAUCACUUUCUAUCUUUUAGGCAACCUCGGAAAUCUUAAUUUAGUAGAAUUUCAACUUGUAUGAGCAAAAAUCUCAAUAAUUCACCAAUUUUCAUAGAUAAUAAAUGAUAGACCUAAGAAGAACCGUUGGGACUAUUCUUUUGGGAAAUUUCAUGAAAGAAAUUUUCAAGACACAGUUGGUUAUCAUUUUUGUUGUUUCACUGUCAAUUACUAUAAUAUAUCAACAUCCUUUUAUUUAGUCUCCAAUGGGUAAGAGCGCGAUGAAAUGAGAUAGUUCCACUUUUGAUCUUUUGAGCUUUUUUCUUAUUGAAGCAAUAGUAAUUUGUAGUCGAAAGUAGGAUAAAAUAGGAGCUACUUAUUUCGAUAUUUCUAUUUUCUCAAGUUGUCGCAGGCUCCGAAGCGGAUUACAGCUAAGACACUCAUUUGCAAUGAUAGAAUUUUUGUUAUACAUACAUUUUGCUUCGGCUUAACUUGUCCCUCUCCGAUUUUAUAUUUAGAAAGUUUCAGUUAUGAUUUUUUUUGUUUCGAUUUUAGUGUGAAGUAGCUAAUCUUUCAAUAUUUGUACCAUAAACGCCUAAUAGUAACACGUUUUUUUGCAUUUUUAAUACAACACAAACCAUACUACUGUAUCGAGUCUCAAAUAAGUCUCAAAUAAGCCGUUGUAUUUUAAAGAGAAUUCGUUAAAUUUGGCGCGAAAUUACACAUCAAGACUUCGAAAGAAAUCUUUUUAGAAUACGUACGGUGUCGUUUGAGAUGCGUUUUAUGCAAUUUCAUACUGUACUCUGUAUUUUUUCAUUAUUGAUAUAAUUUGGUCGAAGCCCCUUGCCUGCUUCAGACUUUUUGUUAUUUUGUAUCAUUCUAUCAAUUAUGAGAGGACUGAUGAUUUAUAUGUCUCAAUAAACAGUUGUAUGUGUAUUACAAUUUUA